Caenorhabditis angaria is the source of this 3597-nucleotide messenger RNA. The record is from the annotation of a GenBank genome assembly. Lineage: Eukaryota; Metazoa; Nematoda; Chromadorea; Rhabditida; Rhabditidae.
AUGUCUGGCCGCCGUCGACAUAAUUCAAAUAGCAUUGAUCCAAAUGAAGAUCCAGUUGAAGGAUUGGAAAGAGUAUUUUCGAAUUCAAAUUUAGAACAAAUGGCAAGAAGGCGACGAAGACAAGAACAGGAAAAUGAAUUGAUUGAAUCGGCAAUUCCAAGAUCAGAAAGUCAUGAAGCAUUAUCAGCCAGAUAUGAAAGUUUGAAUUAUGAAGUAUCAGAAAAUAAAUUAUAUCGAGAAGCUGAAUAUAAAACUAGUCAUCAGGUACUUUUUUUUGUUUUUGAGUAAAAAAUUAGAAUCCAAAAAUUUCUAGAUAACAUUGUGGAGAAUUUCACGAAAUCGAUGGAUCGCUUGUUUUUUCAUUGGAGUUAUUACUGCUUUAGUUGCCGCAUUAAUCGAUAUUGGUGUACAUUAUAGUAAAGACAUCAAAUUUAACUGGAUUCUGAAAUACUGUGAGUUUUCUACCAGGGCUUUUUCCAUCUUCAUUUCCAAUCGCAACAUUUUUCAGUGAUUUCAAAAUGUGAUGAAGAACAACGUGGAACAACAUCAGGUUGUAUGUGGACUGUUAUGAUUGCCUGGAUUGCUUAUAAUUGUAUUCUUGUCACAAUCGCCUCUUGUCUUGUUAUUUUCGUUGCUCCAAUCGCUGGUGGUUCGGGAAUCCCGCAAAUCAAAUGCUAUUUGAAUGGAAUUGCUAUCCCCGAAGUUGUUCGACCACAGCAAAUUUUUUUCUACGUGACCUCAAAUAAAAAAAUCAUUGCAGAAUGUGUUUUUCACGCGGCACACACAUCUGGGCGGAGCCUAAUAAAAUCCUGUUUUUACUCGUUUUUUGAGGAUUUGAACCCGAAUUUCAGGGAAAAGUUGAUUUUUCACUAUCAGAAUUGAGCAAAGAAGGGUUGAGGGAGGUCCGGAAGACAGAUAAUUGCUUAUUAAUCUUCUAAUUCCGCUCAAAAUGACGUUUCUCCAUAUUUUUCUCGAUUUUCCCAGGAAAGACAAUAAACUUUUGAUUCAAAAAACUAUUACUACUUGAAAAAUUAUCAACUACUUCUAAAAAUGUAGUUUGAGCAUGUUUCCUUCGGUUUCGGCUUCAAAAACACAUUUUUUGUGAAAAAAAACACAAAAAAAGACAUUUUUUUGCGAAAAUACUGUAGCGACACGUGAAAUUGUGCAAUGAGAAAAUGCGUAGUGAAAAAUUUGCUGUGUCGACUCAAAACUCUUGUUUCAAAAGCAGUCGGUGUUGCUUGUUCUGUCGGAGGCGGUUUGGCUGCUGGAAAAGAAGGGCCAAUGAUUCAUUCUGGAGCUGUUGUUGGAGCUGGAGUAUCACAGGGAAAAUCAUAUUCGUUGGGAAUUGAUUUCGGAAUUUUCAAAGAGUUUCGGAAUGAUCGAGAGAGACGAGAUUUUGUUUCGGCUGGUGCUGCGGCUGGAGUUGCUGCCGCUUUUGGAGCACCAAUUGGGGGAGUUUUAUUCUCAUUGGAAGAAGGAGCCAGUUUUUGGAAUCAGAAUUUGACGUGGAGAAUGGUAAGAACUCGAAUUGGAUUUGAAUUCCUAUUAUUUAUCUAUAUUUUACAGUUUCUUUCAUCAAUGAUUUCUUCAUUCACAGUAAACUGUAUUCUUGGUUGGUUUAAUGGUCGAAGUGGAUGGCUGUCUUGGAAUGGUCUUGCGAAUUUCGGUGUUUUCGAAAAUAAGGAUUAUAAUGUUUGGGAAAUUCCAAUAUUUUUAUUGAUCGGAAUAAUUGGUGGAGUUCUUGGAGCAUUGUUUAAUUAUCUGAAUACAAGAUUGACAGAAUUCCGAAAAACGUGAGUUUUUUUGGGAUCAGAACUUUUUGGCAGUUUUUGAAUCAGACCAUAGGAAUCGGACCUGAUUUUGAGGGUUUUCUGAAUCGGACCAGGGUGACAUUUUUUCAAUAGGAAUCGGACCACAAACAAGGAAUCGGAUCAGGUCCGAUUUUUUGAGAAAAAUUCUGAAUCGGACCCGAAAAAUCGGACCACUUUUUCAAAAUUUGCUGAUUUUUGCACCAAAAAAUUGACUUUUCUGAAAAAGUGAUCCGAUUUUUCGGGUCCGAUUCAGAAUUUUUCUCAAAAAAUCGGACCUGGUCCGAUUCCUAUUGAAAAAUGUCACCCUGGUCCGAUUCAAAAUUUGCCAAACUUUUUCAACAAAAAAUUCCGAAAAAUUCAAACAGCCGACUUUUUCUUCUAAUUUAUUUUUUUGCAGUUAUGUAAAUAGCAAAUUCGGUCGUUUAUUCGAAUGUCUUCUCGUUGCCGCUGUUUCCGCAUUUUUGGCUUUUCUCACAAUUUUCGCCGUCGAUGAUUGUCAACCAAUUGGCCGAAAUCCAACAGCAACAUCGACACAAAUCAAUCAAAUGUGGUGUAGAAAAGGAGAAUAUUCGGCUGUUGCAAGUUUAUUCUUCCAAAAUCCCGAAGAAAGUGUCAAAAGUCUAUUUCACAGUCCAAUAAGUUAGUUCAACAAAAAAUUUUUUUGAAGAAAAAUAAAGUUUUCCGAUUAUUAUUCAGAUUCUUUUGGUGUCCCAACUCUCAUCAUUUUCGCCAUCGAAUAUUUUCUUUUAACCCUUUGGACAUUUGGAAUUGCAGUCCCUUCCGGUGUUUUUAUUCCAGCCAUUUUAACCGGAGCCGCUUGGGGUCGAUUAUUUGGAAUAUAUGUUGAAAGACUAUUCCCAUCGGUCACUGGAAUUGAUCCAGGAAAAUAUGCAUUAGCUGGAGCAGCUGCACAACUUGGAGGAGUUGUUCGAAUGACUAUUUCAUUAACUGCAAUUAUUAUGGAAGCAACAAAAGAUAUCACUUUUGGAUUACCAAUUAUGCUGGUUUUAAUGAUAACAAAAUGGGUUGGAGAUAUGUUCAAUGAAGGAUUAUAUGAUUCACAUAUUGAUUUAGCUGAAGUACCAAUUCUUGGGUGGAAUCCUCCGAAAAUGAGUAGAAAUAUUCUUGCCGAGUGAGUUGAAGCUUCUGGAGAGAAAAUUUUAAAAAAAUUCAUUUCUUUUUAGCAAAGUUAUGCGUCGAGAUGUUGUUGCUUUAGAAAGACGAGAACGCGUCUCGAGAAUUGUUGAAAUUCUCAAAACAACACUUCAUCAUGGUUUUCCAGUUGUUGAUCGAAUUGAGGAAUCUGUGACACAAACAUUACCGGAUUAUGGACGACUCAAAGGAUAUAUUUUGCGAACGCAAUUAUUCAAACUUCUUGAAAAUCGCGUUUUUGAUGAGGAACAUGCGAGUGAAAGUAUUCCGAUUGAUUUUUCAGAAUGUCAAGAUGAUGAUGAGUAAGUUCUCGUGUUUUUUAUUGGAAAACCAUAAAAAUUCCCAAAAUUCCAGCCAAAAUUCUCAAAUCGAUCAAUUAGGACUUUCUUCAUACGAUGAAUCUUGUUGGUUGAAUAUCGAACCAUUUAUGCAUCCACAUCCUCAUCGUGUUCCACUUAAUACUUCGCUUCCAUUUAUUUUCCGACUAUUUCGAGGUUUGGGUCUUCGUUAUCUUUUUGUUGUGAAUGAUGACAACAAAUUACGUGGUGUAAUAACUCGAAAAGAUGUUGCAAGAUUUCGAGAAAAGAGACGAAAUCGGGAAUAUCAAGUUGAUGAAUUGUAUAUUUCACAGUAA